AUGGUGCUCCACAGUCAUCUGGCCCGCUCAGCGGCGCUACUCCUUGUCGCUUGCGGCCUCGGCGCCGCAGAAACAGCCGACAGCGCGGCGGGCAGCGCACCCGGCGCAUCCACCGGCGCAGCCGACAUUCCAAACGUGACGGGCAAGCUCGGCGACGCUGCCUCCAUCACCAACAACCCGCCGGGGAGGUACCGGGCAGGAUGGAUGGCGACGCCGUCGAACCCCUUCUCGGGCUCCAUCGAGGCCAUCAGCAGCCCGAACGGCAAGGGCGUCAUCUUCCUUGUCAACCUUGAGAACUUGCCUGCCCAGGGAGGCCCUUUUAGCUAUCACAUACACGACCAGCCAGUGCCCGAUGAUGGCAACUGCAACAAGACGCUGGCGCACCUCGACCCGUACCAAAGAGGGCAAAAGCCCGAUUGUGACGCGGGCGAGCCCCAGACCUGCGAGGUUGGGGACUUGUCCGGCAAGCAUGGAAAGAUUGAAGGGACCAACGUCCAGGACCGCAUGUUCCACGACAUGUACACAUCCCUGGCGGAGGGAAUUGGCGCCUUUGUGGGAAACCGCAGCGUGGUGAUUCACUUUGCCAACACGACGCGGUUCGCGUGUUCGAAUUUCGUGGCCGUGUAUCCGGAUCGACAUAAAGCAGACGAGAAGCAUCGGCCAAUGAACAAAGAUAACAUGGCACCUCAUGCCAGGCGCAUGUUGAGCUUCAUGAAGGCGUUGCGUGGUGUUUGA
Molecule: messenger RNA, 735 nt
Organism: Pyricularia oryzae 70-15
Lineage: Eukaryota; Fungi; Ascomycota; Sordariomycetes; Magnaporthales; Pyriculariaceae
Product: cu/Zn superoxide dismutase
Exons: 3
Coding region: 1-735 (244 amino acids)
Biological process (GO): superoxide metabolic process
Molecular function (GO): metal ion binding
Source: RefSeq, a predicted model, not a curated record